Molecule: messenger RNA, 984 nt
Organism: Camellia sinensis
Lineage: Eukaryota; Viridiplantae; Streptophyta; Magnoliopsida; Ericales; Theaceae
Source: RefSeq, a predicted model, not a curated record
AUGUCCAUCGCAAACAAGAUGAGAACCAGCGGAGACAAGAUGGAAGACAUUACCAUAAUCGAGAAGAUUCUUCGAUUGAUGACCUUGAAGUUUGAACACGUGGUCUGCUCGAUUGAGGAAUCAAAGGAUCUUGAUGCCCUUUCCAUUGAAGAAUUGAUGAGUUCGCUGAGAGUCCACGAGCAACGGAUUAAUCAGCAUGUAGCAGUGGAGCAAGCAUUGCAGCUACAAUACUCAUUCAACAACCAAUCUUUCCAAAAGAAGGGAUACGGUCAAGGAAGGGGAAGAAGCAGCAGCAGUAACAAUGAUCACUCCACACAUGGCAAUCAAGUUCAUGACCCCAAAGGUAGAGGUAAAGGACGAGAUAAUCAUCAAAGUGGAAACCAGGAAUCAAAACCAUUUGACAAAUCCAAAGUCAAAUGCUACAGAUGUCAAAGGUAUGGUCAUUAUCGUUCUGAAUGUAGGACUAAAUUGUAUCAAGAAAGGGGAGCAAAAUCAAAUUUUGCGGAGAAGGAAGAAGAGGUUUCUCUUCUUAUGGCUUGCAACAUAACUGAAGAUACCCAUAAAAGAAUGUGGUACUUGGACACAGGAUCUAGUAAUCAUAUGUGUGGAAACAAGUCUAUAUUCUCUGAAUUAGAUGAGUCCUUCCAUUCCACUGUCAAAUUUGGAGAUGAUUCUACUAUCUCUGUUAUGGGGAAGGGCACCAUUCAAAUUCAGACUUCCAAAAGUGCUAAACAGACUAUUUCAAAUGUGUUUUAUGUACCAGGUUUGAAAACUAAUCUAUUGAGUGUAGGUCAACUUCAAGAAAAGGGAUAUGAGAUCAUCAUUAAAGAAGGAACCUGCAGAAUUCAUGAUCCAAAGAUGGGUCUGAUCACUCAAGUGAAUAUGACAUCAAAUCGGAUAUUUAGCUUGGCUAUGGCAUUUUCGCUAUGGGCAUCUGAACUUCUCUGGUUUAAAGUUGCUCCAUCAAAAGAAUAUGGUGACUAG